GAGGAGGUCCUAGUACACCACAAUCAAGAAUUUUCUAGAUCAUUUCAGAAUGCUUAGAAGCCCACAGAAUCCACAUUGUCAUUAAGCAAUCCCUCACUUUUCCCCACACUUGCAUCAACUACUCCCAGAUGCUACCCCUCAUCUCUGCACAAGGGACACUUUGAGAGCGUGGGAGGAAACUGGAGCACCUGGAGGAAACAGAGUGAACGUGCAAACUCCACACGACAUGUGAGGCAGUGGCUCUACUGCUGGUCCCAUGCUAUAAGAGGGUUUACAUGUAACUAAUUGGUGCCAUGUGGAUCCAUCCAGACAUCUGUUUUAUUUUAUUUAGCAAUACAAGAUGGAACAGACCCUUCCGACCCACCGAGCCGCGCCACCCACUGAUUUAACCCUCGCCUAAUCACAGGACAAUUUACAAUUACCAAUUAACCUACAAACCGGUAUGUCUUUGGACUGGGGGAGAAUACGGAGUACCCAGAGGAAACCUACACGGUUCAUGGAGAGGGCGCAAAACCCCCAAACUCCGGAAUACCUGCAGGCAGAAAAUAGCGUCACAGAAACCACUAUGCUGCCAUAAAUGGUUAAUGAGACCUUCUGUGACCUGGGUUUAAAAAUUAACGAUUAACGUUGGGCUGUCUGUUAUGUAACAGGAGUAAUCACCCACUCCUGAGCUAAAGCAGAACCAGUUAAAGUUCUGGCUGCUGUUCUUUGUGGAAGUGUGGAUCCCCGCUCUCCUGGGGAGUGAACCAUGGCUUCCAGAGCUGGGGAGGAGGUGUUUGUCCAAAAUUUGACAAAACUGCUCCGAAGCUACGGUGACUCUGUGCUGAGUGGGACGAGUACACUCUCCCUGUUGACUAUUGGCCUGCAGAAACUACACCAGCUCUUUGAGCAGCACCUGUUGGCUCGCAAGUACCAGCAUGGGUUUGUCGCACUUCCCUCCCACCCGUCUGAUACAGCCUCAGUCCUGGAGGUGCAGUUCCUCUUCGACGUGUUGCAAAAAACCAUGUCACUGAAGUUGGUGCAUCCCCCAGGACCCAAGCUCCAGACACCCGUCAGAAUCUUUGCUUUUAAAUCCCUCCGAUUCUUAGAGCUGAAGCGUGUUCCUCCUCACUGCUUGGAAGGACUACGGGGUGUCUACACUCGGCUGGAGAUUCUCGUCUGUUCCUACUGCAUCAACACUGUCGAGGAGAUUAUCUCUGUCUGUGGUGGUGAUCUGAGCUCUGCCCUUCCCUGGCCGGACCUGCACACCCUCAACUUCAGCAACAACUUCAUCACGUCGCUCGACAACUCGCUGGGUCUGCUCAAUGUGCUACAGAUUCUGGAUCUGAGCCACAAUCGAAUCCGGGACUGUGCGGAGAAUCUCCAGCUGCUGUCAGAACUGGUGUACGUGAACCUGAGCUACAACCUUCUGGAGAAGGUGCCCAUCUUCAAUUCCUCCUCCCGGGUCCAACUGGUCACUUUAGUCCUACGCAACAAUGAACUGGACGAUAUCACUGGGUUGGAGCUGUUGUCACACCUGAAGUGCCUGGACCUGGCUUGUAACGUGAUCUGUGAGCAUGCCAAGCUUGCCCCGCUCUCGCAUCUCCAUCAGCUUAAGGAGCUCUUCCUCGAAGGGAACCCCGUGUAUUACCUGAGAAAUCACCGUGCCUCCACCAUCUAUCACCUCUCUCCCAAAGCAGCCUUCAUGCGUCUGGUUUUGGAUGGCGAGCCUGUCACCAUGGCAGAACUUAUCUACCUCCCAAAGACCAGCAAGCUCAUUAGCCACACCGGACGUCACUCUUCUCGGGGAAGCGUGCUCAAGAAUGUUCUGGAAUCCUCAACGCCCAGUGAUUACAAUGAUUGCCAACCUUUGACAGAUGGUGUUCCUGCCCCAAUCACACGAAAAAAGAGCAAAGUCAAGGUGCGAGCUGCCAGUAUCUCGGAACCGAGCGACAGCGACCAGGAGGUUCGGAAAAAGGUGGCCCCGUCUCACAUGGUCCUGCAACAUCAGGAGGAUAUUAAGAGAAUGGAUGAACUGCGAGGACAGAUCGGUGACGAUUGGCUACGUUACCAGCACUAUCUCAAUAGCCCCGGCGAGGAGGUGGGCUGCAGGCCCACCGACAGCAGCGCCACCAAGGACGAGGCUGACGCCUCCAUCGGCGACUUCCUGGGCAGCGCCAGCCAGGGGGGCAUCUCUGAGGAUUUGGCUGACCUCGGUCUAGGGCAGGAGGAGGAGGAGGAGGUGACUCUCACUGCCGCUCACCCGGUCGGCCAAGGGGACUGCAGCCCCUCCAGCUACCUUGCCCCUGAGGAUGGUGUUUGUGUGGAUGAAUCAAUGACAAUAUUGGAAAAGAAAGAGGAAGAGCCUGUGAGAGAUGUCUGUCAGCCCUUUAUCGUGGGCCGUGUAGUGGAGGGCGAGCCUGCCCUGGACAACAGCUGGAUCUUCCUGCGUGUGACGGAGGAGGCGCUGCUGGAGGUGGACCUGAUGAAUGCGGACAUCCUGGAGAAGCUGGAACUCAGCACCCUGACCGCUAUCCGCACGGCCGAGGAGUUCUGGCCGAGCAGAGGCCGGCUUCUUCCCUCAGUGGAGUGCUGCUUUAGUUACAUCCGCAGGGACAAACGCAAGCGCAAGUACGUCAUCAUGGAUACAAAUCCCCAGGAGGCCUCUCAGACCCUGAUUAAGAUCCUGACUGAAGCACUGGAGGCCAGGCAGCAGCAGUCGGAACCGGAGGCUUUCUCCAGACUUCAGUGCCUAAAGUGUCGCCACGAGUUCGAGGAGCUACGAAGAACCAGGAGACUGUCCGAGAGCCCGUCCCUCAGACAGGGGGAUGGCCAGGACCACCCAGACACCGAGGUCUCAUCGCCAGCCUUGCCGGCCUGCCCCAAGUGUGCCAGCGAUCACGUGGUCAUCUUGCCGAGCAAGACAGAGAUGCGCACCAGUACACCUGUCCUGCCCGAGGAAGGGGAGCUGAGACAGGACUUCAGAAAGAUCCCGUCCAUGGACAACGACCCCACUGGAAGCCUGAAGAGUGUCGAGUCCCUCGGUGGGGCAGGAGCACCAGGCGACGAUUCUCUGGCAGCUUCAAUCGUAGAGCCGGAGAGCAGUGCCUUCACAGGCGGAAAGAUGGCUAGCUUCUACCUGGACUGUGAGCAGACCUGCAGCAGUGUCAGCACCAGGGACGGUAGCCACCUGUCAGACAGUUCGGGCGCUGAGGAACAGGCCACUGGGGUCACCUCCAGCCCAGGCCUGAAUAGCAGCCAGCUCGGCCAGAGGGGAAGUUCAAACUCACUCUGUGGCAGCCUGACCUGGGCAUUCCGCUACAGCACGCCAGUGGGGUCCACACUGACCCGCCACUCUCCCUACUCUGACAGUGGAGACGAUGCCCCUGGACCCUGCAAAGGGGAUGAUUUUAAUCUGUCUGUUGAGGAUUUUCAGACUAUUGACCAUAGGCUGAAACUCUUUCUUGAUGUGGAGAUCUUCACUGAGGACAAGGAAGAAUACCAGUGCUUCGUUAAGGCAUCUACAGUGAAGUUUGGGAGCCCCGAAGAGUAUGCCUCAUUACUCAUUAUGUCAAACCUCAAUGUCUACAUUUUGGAAAUCACUGGACUGCCCAGCGGUCAGCCAUCGAACUGGCUGAGAAAGCGGGAGGUGCAUCCGAUUCGGGACCUGCUGUACCUGCAAGUGGGUCUGCGCACCCAGAGUAUUGGCAUGGAGUUCGACGGUGCAGGCAGCUCGUACACCCUGCUGAUCCGAAAUCCAUCCAAGUGCAAGAACUUCAUCCAGUUUUUCACAGAAAUGGUUCGGGAGUUAACACCAAUCAGCAAGCUGCAGUCCAUCUCCUUCACCCGAAUGGACCCACAGCACAGACUCUGGCCCCUUAUCCAGGAGCAUCCUGCAGUCCCUUCAACAGACGACAAACGCCCCAAUUACCUGUAUGUGCUGGUGUACUUGAUUCAAGAUGACAUCCUUUCCCCAGUCACCGUGCUGGCUACUUCAUCCACCCUGCACCUGCUGGCAGAGGACCACCAGUGGACAAAGGUGACCAGCGAAGCGGCCAGUCCUCCGCCAAGCAAGAUCCUCAUCAAAGAGUCGCAGCCCAUCAGCAACAUCAGCUCAAUCAGCUUCUACAAGUCUGCCCCGCACGAUGUCCAGCUCAACAUCUACCACGAGGUGAGUCGCACAGAGAGCGCGUGGCACCUGCGGGCAGAGUGCGUGGAGCUGGUGAACAGCCUUGUGACCUGGAUCCGCGAAUACUGGGAGGAAAUGUUCGGAGUGGCCCUGAAAAUCACCGCCUGCCAAGUACCCGAUUAGACUGUGAAAGGGAACUGGGCCCAGGAUGUGGUGGGUGGUUUUGAGGGGGAAAUGAGAGAGGAGGGAGGUAUAUAAAUCCAGCACUCGCAAAGAGCGGAGUUGUAUCACGGUUCCCCUGACGCAUCUACGAAAACGGGGCACUUGCUUUCUGGACAGGUGAGUUUGUUGCCAUUCAGUGCACAGAAGGACUCCAGCAUGUCCCGUGGCAAUUUGUCCCAUUUCUGGAGUGGACUCUCCCACAAGGGCACUUUGCCUUCCUCCUGCCCAGUGAGUUACAGGAGGCUUGGACUGCCCUUGGAGAUUAUUAUCUCCUGCCAGGAGUGAUUCAGGUCUCCCACUGUUGAACCUGUCCUUUGCAGGUGGUGACAGAGAGGUGGAGCUGGAUUUUACUGAAGAGUGUUGAGGUUUUUCACUUUUAUUUCACCAGAGUUAAUGUGAUGACUGUCCACUUCCCACUUUCUCACUGUCCUUUACGUUCCCUUUAUGAAUUCACCUUUCACUCUACAGACCAGAGUCCGAGCACUUAAUCCCAUUUUCCACAGGCUCCACACGAUCCAUGGAAAUGACCUCAGUUUUCCCAGUGAAGGGGCUGCUCCCUGUCUGAAUCAUUGUCCACUCCCCUACCGAACCUCAGUCUCAGAGAGUGGGGAACGAGGUUGCCUCUGUGCUUUACUUUCAGAGAUGAAUGGCAAUGUGGGGGGGGGGGUGGAGCAGGAAAGGUGUCAGCUGCCCAUAUGUUCUGUGAAUCUGAUCUCCAGCACUGCCCCCUCACUCCACUGCCUCCGCUACAGAGGAAGCUGUUCUCCUCUCCCUGGUGAGGUGCAGUGUGUUUAGCUCACAGUUCCGUACACCCCAGAUAGGAGGUGAGCAAUGUAGCGGACAAGGGACUGUGGAGUGUGCACUGUCCUCUGCCCAGGCCGGGCUGUGGCACAGCUGUCAAGGACAGAGUGCUCCUCCCUUUGCACACCGAGCUGCUUCCACCCCUCUAUCUUACUGAUUUCCAGACUCCAUGCCACCCCCUCCCGAAAGGCAGGGAAGACCACAGUACCUCCAGAUCAUCUCCCAUGGUGAUGGUCAGGCUGCCCACCCCUCUUGGUGUGUAUUGGACAGAUGUACUCAUCUGUCUAAUUCCCAUAUCCCUUGAAUACUGGGAGCAGAGACCCCCAUCCACAUUUGCUGAACUGCACUCCCUAUGCUAAAUGCCUCUACUUGUGAUGACUCAUUUCCCCCUUCUUCACCCUCCUCGUUUUUUUUUUAAAUACAAUAUUGAUAUCUCCUCUGUGCUAGGACUUUCUGCCUGUGACCUGGGUUCAUUGAUCAGGCCUGAUGGCAGUGUGAGUAGGUAGGUGCUGUAUGAACCAUGCUCUUCCCCACACACACUUCUUUCCAUUCCCAUUUCUUGGCCAACUGCCCUCUCUCUCCUCCCCACAACCCUCCCCCCCCAGCCACUCUCUCCUCUGCUCCCCUUUCUCCCCAACUCUUCCCUUGCCCACCCCUCACAUCACCUUGCCUAGUUGUAUUUUCACAAAGGCCACUAGGCCCACACGUUUGCGCACCGAUGCUACAGAAGGCGCAAUGCCCUAUACCUCCCUGCACCUCUCUCCUGCUCCUUCCACCCUUCCCCAACUCGGGUGGGGAGCUUAAUGCCCCGACACCACCCAAUGGUAACCCCUCCUUUGAGGGGGGAGUGGGCAUGUGGGAUAAUGGGGCUUGGCCAGUCAGUGGUGGUGAAAGACAAACACACAGGCGCGCACAGACAGAGAGAGAGAGAGACAUAUACACGCAGACGCACGCAGAUUCACACAUGUGCACAGAGACAUGCGCUUGCAGACGCACGCAGAUUCGCACGCACAUGCAGAGACACUUUGGAACAGGCUGUGUUCUAGCACAAGUUUCUCAUUCAACUCCCAGCCCACCUCCCCAUCCCAUUAACUGCUUGAACAGCCCAGCGUUCUGAGCCACACAUUCAAAGAAGUUUAAAGUUUUUAAAGAGGCCAUUUAUAUUGCUGCCCCAGUCCCCCUCAGUCUCCCCAAAAUGGAGAUGAGAGAAUCCACCUUUUCUGGGUGCCUGCCUCUCCAGAUAUCUGUACAGGACAGUCACUUGCACUGAGGCUGCAUUGUAUUUAUUUUAAAGUAUAUUUGCUAUGCAAUUUAAAUGUUGUGUUGCAAAGCCUGUAUUUUUGAUAAUUUUGUCAAUAAAUUUCUUUGUGAGGCUGUUGUUUCUGCGUAUAGUCUCUGUCUGACACUUGGAUCUUUCCCUGUUUGCCCCCACCUGUCAGCAGUUCCCUGCGACCAGCAUCCAUUACCUCAC
This is a messenger RNA of Mobula hypostoma (lesser devil ray), 6602 nucleotides long. It is a transcript of the gene stk11ip, whose product is annotated as serine/threonine kinase 11 interacting protein. The record is from RefSeq and is a predicted model, not a curated record. Gene Ontology annotation, molecular function: protein binding. Gene Ontology annotation, cellular component: cytoplasm. Lineage: Eukaryota; Metazoa; Chordata; Chondrichthyes; Myliobatiformes; Myliobatidae. The transcript has 26 exons. Bases 749 to 4291 code for a protein of 1180 amino acids. Gene Ontology annotation, biological process: intracellular protein localization.